Messenger RNA from Petromyzon marinus (sea lamprey), 5176 nucleotides. Its product is annotated as protein mono-ADP-ribosyltransferase PARP12-like. NCBI's taxonomy places the organism in Eukaryota, Metazoa, Chordata, Hyperoartia, Petromyzontiformes, Petromyzontidae. The record is from RefSeq and is a predicted model, not a curated record. Gene Ontology annotation, cellular component: nucleus. Gene Ontology annotation, molecular function: NAD+ poly-ADP-ribosyltransferase activity; metal ion binding.
CAUCCGCGGCCACGCAGCGGCCCACACAGCAGGGGCGGAUGGGCGCGGCGCUUAUGCGCGCUGGGGAUUUCAAAGCGGAACAGGGGGGAGUUGUUUGUAAAGCUUUUUAUCUUUUUCUCUCUCUCUCUCUGCGUGUGUUGUGUUCGCGGUCGCUUGCUAUCCGGCGGCCGUCCCCCCCCCCACCCCCUAAAGGUCUUGCCCAGGUUCGCCGCACGCAACCCGAAUGACAUCCGUCUGAAUGAUCUCGGGUGGGUUGUGUUUAUUUUCCAACUUAACUUUUCCGGACGUUACCGCACGACGGCUGGGCUUUCUCUCAAUAACACAGUCGUCGUCGUCUUCGUCGUCGUCGUGAUGUCCAGCGGCGGCGGGAAGCCGUUCGAGAGAGCGCUGAGCAUCCUGCACGACAACGGCAGUGAGAUGCACCCCUUGGCACUGGCCGGAGCGCUGGACAUGCAGCUGGUGCAGCUGCUGCAGGUGCUGCGCGACAAGCCAGACCUGUUCGCGUUCGUCGAGGGCAACGGGAACGAAGCGCCCGGGAUGAGGUCCAACUCCACGGUGCUGGCCGUGACCACGCUGCGCCUUUGCGCCAAGUACCGGGAUCCGCACGGCUGCCCCGAGGGGGACAGCUGCCAGAAGCUGCACAUGUGUCGCUCCUACGUGCUGGGCAACUGCAAGUUCGGGCCUCGAUGCAAAUUUUCACAUGAUUUCAGGGAUGCACACAAUCGUGACUUGUGUUAUGAAAACAAAGUGGAGGGGCUUCCAUUUGACAAUAUUCAAAAGCUGCUCUUACCAAAUGACCCUGCUCUCCUCCCUCAGAUGUGCAAUACCUACAAGGUUUCGGGAGGUAACGAGUGUGAAUUUAACGAGAAAUGUACAAGGCUGCAUCUGUGCAAACAGUUUGUUUUAGGCAAUUGUAAAUUUGGGGACAAUUGCCGACGCAAUCAUAACUUGAACGAUCGAAAGAUUCAAAUAUUGCUGAAUAAGUUCAUGCUUACCGCCUACCGUAAUGACGAGGUGCUGAAACUGCUCUGGAAGAAGGAGCAAAUUCACAUUGCCACAAGGAGCAGUUCCACUUAUGUAAAUACGAAAUUGGACAAAUUGAGUGACAAACCCUUCAGUUCUGUCAAACCCUACAGUUUUGACAUGGACCCAACCAGGGGCAGAGGAAGAGGCAGAGGAAGAGGCAGAGGUAGAGGUAGAGGAAGAUCACAACCCCCAAGCAAUGUGGUUUGUCCAGAACUGCCCAGCACAGAUAAGCAGCAAGCUGGUGCAACAGGUUACUCACCUUCAGUGGGCACUCCUAAGCAUGGCAGUGAUGGUUAUACUGCAAUGGAGAAUGUCAAGGAGGACAAUAUCUCUCUAUUUCACCUCCUUUCUGAGUGCCAUUUAAAAGACCCAACCAGGGGCAGAGGAGGAGGAAGAGACGGAGGAAGAGGAAGAUCUCAACCCCCAAGCCAUGUGGUUCGUCCGGUAUCGCUCAGCAUAGAUGAUCAGCAAGCUGGUGCAACAGGUUACUCACUUUCAAUGGGUAUUGCUUCGCAUGGGAGUGAUGGUGAUACUGCAAUGGAAAAUAAGAAAACGAUGUCUUAUUAUCACCUCCUUUCUGAGUGCCAUUUAAAAGAUCCAACCAGGGGAAGCGGAAGAGACGGAGGGAGAGGAAUAUCCCAACCCGCAAGCCAUGUGGUUCAUCCAGUACCGCUCAGCACAGAUAAGCAGCAACCUGGUGCAACAGGUUACACACCUCCAGUGGACACUCUUAAGCAUAGGAGUGAUGGUGACACUGCAAUGGAGAAUGACAAGGAAGAAGAGAUCUGUCUAUAUCACCUCCUUUCUGAGUGCCAGUUUAAAGAGCGUUGCCUUAAAAGCCAUGCAAAGCUACCAUAUCGAUGGCAGAAGAGGGACAAAUUAACACGCAUAUGGGAAGACAUACCCGACAUGGAGACGAUUGAACAGCGGUACUGUGACCCUACCAAUGUCAGCUGGAAUUCUGUUGAUUUUGUAAGAAUGACUAUGAAUAACAAUGCAGUGCGACGCCUUUCCACGGCAAAUGCGGUCACCAAACCGGACAACUUCCUGCUUACCACAAAAUGGAUAUGGUACUGGCAAGAAGAUGUGGGGAAAUGGAUCACAUAUGGAUCACAGGCCACCACAAAUGAAAAGGCUAAAUCUGAAGUUUCAUCAGGAGAUCUGGAGAAGGCCUAUGAAAAGGACAAGAAAGAAGGUUUGAGUGUUUUUGCUGGGCCCUUCUUGUACCACGUCAGCUUUAAAGAAAUGAAUCAGACAAACAUGACGUUGGGUACCAGAAGAGAUGUGAGGAGGAGGCCUCUCUUUGUGUCAAGACGUGAUGUGGAAGCAGCAAGAGAUCGGUAUAAACAUCUGCGCAGUGUUGGGGUGGACAAUAUUCCCACCCACUGGGACAGCGCUUCUCUCUCCGAAAUCAGCACAUCGCUUGUUAAUGUUGGAAAGUUGUCAUCAGAGUACAAGGAGGUGGAAUCCUUGUUUAGAAAAACAGUCAACCAGUCUUUUGCUAUCAUCAGCAUAAAAAGAGUUCAGAACUUGGAGCUGUGGGAUGCUUUCCAGAGGAAGCGAGAGUGGAUGCGGAAGAAAAAUGGCGGGAUUGAGAUAGAGGAGCGCAAGCUCUUCCAUGGCACAAGCCCUGACAUGGUGACAGCCAUCUGCCAGCAAAAUUUUGACUGGCGAUUGUGUGGCACCCAUGGCACAUCCUACGGCAAAGGAAGUUAUUUUGCACGUGAUGCUUCUUAUUCUCAUUGCUAUGCUGUUGCAAGCAUCAAGAAAGCACAGCCACCAGUAAACGUACAGGUACCGAUUCAGACAAAGAAAGAGCCAGAAAAGAGUUUUCUUUCUACCAUUUUGAAAGUAUUCGGGAUUUCCACUUCAGAUGACUCGGCAGCAAGCCCCUUAGUAAGCGUUCCAGUAACAACUAGCAUGCCUGUAAAAACGGUGAUGUUUCUCGCACGAGUGCUGGUGGGCCGCUACACUCAAGGCGAUCCCAGCUACCAGAGGCCUCCUGAGCUUAAAACGUCCGUUUCAACAUACGUCGGAUCAUCGGUGUCUUCGUCGUUAGGUCUCUACGACAGCUGUGUAGACACCGAGGUGAAUCCCAAGAUCUUUGUGGUGUUUGAGAAAGAUCAGGUGUAUCCGGAAUAUGUCAUUGAAUACACGUCCUAGAUUCAAGAAAAGGCUGCUUUUCUUGAAUCUGUCCAGCAAGAGGCACCUUUUGGAGUGAGUUGAGUAAAAUGUGGUUUUGUCCAUAAUUGAGCAUUUUAUCAUUUCAGUUUAUCUAAGUACUAAAAUGGAAACGUUUCUGAUACUUUAUUUUAUUAAUAUUUUAUUUAAAAAGUCAGUUAAGAUAACUUCCAUAUGUAGUUUGAGUAUUGAUCAAAUUUUCAUCCUGUAUUAGCAGCCUUGAUAAUCAUGUUUUUAUAACUCAGUUAUUAAUGAUGCUCUUGCUCAACUUAGUGACAUUUUUUAUACCAAAUUCACCUGUUAAAUAUUUUAGUUGCCACACAGGUGAGUGUGCAACAGCUAAAUUAUUAUGCUUACUUAAAUGUAAUCACAUAUUACCAUUAUUAUGGAAUACUUUCGCUCGUUAAACAAAACAUUAAGGCAUGUUUAUUUUAUGAGGUGAGUGUUUAUCAUAUACGUUUUUUGAAUGCUUAAAAUUAUCUGGCCAUUCAAAUAAUAUUACAAGAGCCAAUACAAUAAUUGUUUUCUUGAUUAAACACAUUUUUGGGAUGCAUGUCAACACUAGCAGUAUCUAUUGUACUCUAGACUGUAGGAGUUAAAUUACCUUCAUGCUCUAUAAAAUCACCAUUGUAUGUCUUUAUAACAGACCUCAACCUAUAUUUAAAAGCUUUGAACUGCUUUUAGUGGUAAAGAUCCAAGGGCAAUAUGAAGUCAAACUAAAUAUUUCGCUCAUGUAAUUCAGGCCUGACCAGGACUAAAUUAUCCUUAUGGCGGUACCCCGGGGUACCGAAUGAUAUAAAAUGGCCGAGGCAAUUAAAUAUUUUAUUUUUGGGACACUUUUUUCCAGGGGUGUAAUUUAACUCCGCGACAGGGGUAAUAAUCAAUCCGAAAUCAGUGCUACUCCGCGAUGUCGAAACGCCAAACAGCAUACAAAAUCCGUUAUCGAAAAAUUCAACUUUGAAUAGUGCAUCGUGUACAGCUCGUCGAGAUGAGUCGAUUGCCACAUUAUGCGAGAGCCGGGGUACUAUGGUACCCCGGAGUACCGCCAUAAGGUUCAAAUGUUAAAGUUUAUACUGUGGUUUUUGUGGAGCUGCCCAAUAAUUUUGAAAUAAAGUGAAACAUUGAAAUCAAUAAACAUCAAUGUGAGCUGACCACAACUCGGAUAGAAAGUGAACGUGCAGUGGUAUUGGUGUAUACAAUAUUGAAUAGGAAGGAUUUUCAUUUAUUCAGUGCUUAAAUGCCAUAUAAUAUCAAAGAAUGUUGCUUUAAAAACUUCCAUGGGAGAAUAGAAUAUCGAGGCAAAAAGGGAAAAGAGGAAUGGGAAAAGAGAAAAAAAACUUCAAGAACAUCACAAAUGAAGGGAUACACGAUUACCUGUACAGACACACUGGGUCACAACAGUCAACAUAAACCUGAGCAUCAGGAGACGACCGUACAAAAUAGCCAGUCCACCAGCCAGUAACCUAAUCGGCACCAUCCAUCCUUGCCGAACCCAGGACGAAUCCCACAGCUCCCAAAAAAAGCCAGAAACCCCUCCCAAGACAAUUAUGACAGGCCCCUUUUUCUGUUUACGUGUUGAGCUUUUAAAAAUAUAUUGUUUUAAGCUAAUCUUUUGCACAAUUGUGGGAAUAAUCUUUUGUCAAUCUGCUGCUGAAUGAAGGCCUCGCCAUACGGUGUCAUUCAUGGGGAGGCCUUCAUCUGGCAGUGGAUUCACAAAGGGUGUUUAUGAUGACUACAUUUUACGUACAUUGCACGGAUUUUAUGUAUUAUUUAGCAUUAUUUAAGAAAUAUAUUUUUGUCAUGAGAUUUUUGCAAACUUGGAAUUGUCAUGUUAACCUUCUCAAUGAAUGUUGCUACAAUUGUAAAUUAAAGGUAAUGUGGAACAAAAAAUAAACCCAUACAUUUUGGGAAUCUGUUCGUAUUUGCAUAAGGGAAUACAGUUUGACCAAAAUACAGAUACAAUGGUUUA